AUGGCCCCGUCAACAGCCCUGCUGCAACUUCUGCAGAGCGUCAUUCCGCAAAACGACCGCAAAUCCCUCCGCGAUGAAGUGAUCCCGACAAUCCUCGGCGCCGUCUCAGACAUCGCCAAGACGCUCCAGACAUCUCACCACGUCUCCCUGGCCGGCACUGCAAACUCCUUCGGCGACGACCAGCUCAACGUCGACGUCGCGACUGAGAACGUCAUGCGCGCCGCCAUCGCCACGUGCCCUUCUAUCCACACCGCCAGCAGCGAGGAGGACCCCGUGGAAAAGCCUGCGAGGGCAGCAGCCGCAAGUGACUCCGCCGCGACAACUUCAGAGGAGUACACCGUCGCAUUCGACCCUCUGGACGGCAGCUCCAUCAUCGCGCCGAACUGGACCGUGGGCACCAUCGUCGGGAUCUGGGACGGACGCACGGCCGUGGGGCAGUCGCCGGCGGAAAAGCAGGUCGCUGCUGUCAUGGGCGUCAUCGGCCCCCGGACGACGGCCUUCGUGGCGCUGCGCAUCCCCGGCUCCGAGCCGGCGUGCUUCGAGGUCGGACUUGGUGGCGACGAUGGGGUUUCUGGGUGUGAGAUCAUCCGGUCGGUCGUGAAGCUGGCGGAGGGCCCUUUCAAGACGCGGUACUUCGCGCCGGCGAACCUGCGCCACGCGGCGGAUGACGAGAAGUACAGUGCGCUCAUCACGCGCUUCAUCCGGGAGAAGUACACGCUGAGAUACUGCGGCGGCCUUGUUCCGGAUAUCGUGCACACGCUUGUCAAGGGUCACGGCGUGUACGUGAUGCCCGUGACUCCGGGGACACUGCCAAAGCUGAGGUUCUUGUACGAGCUUUACCCUAUCGCUCUCAUUUUGGAGUGCGCUGGGGGAAAGGCUAUUGAUCCCGAGGAUGGAAAGCCGCUCUUAGACAAGGUGUCAGUGGAUUGUGACGGGAGAGCAGGCUUGAUCUGCGGAACUGCAGAAGAAGUCGAAAUUGCGAGGAAGGCUUUGCUCGGUUGA
Colletotrichum karsti is the source of this 1002-nucleotide messenger RNA. RefSeq lists its product as uncharacterized. Gene Ontology annotation, cellular component: cytoplasm. NCBI's taxonomy places the organism in Eukaryota, Fungi, Ascomycota, Sordariomycetes, Glomerellales, Glomerellaceae. The record is from RefSeq and is a predicted model, not a curated record. The transcript has a single exon. Gene Ontology annotation, biological process: fructose 6-phosphate metabolic process; sucrose biosynthetic process; gluconeogenesis. The coding region runs from base 1 to 1002 and encodes 333 amino acids. Gene Ontology annotation, molecular function: fructose 1,6-bisphosphate 1-phosphatase activity.